AAAACCCACAACAAAAACCCCUGGACAGUGAGUUAGAGGUUAUUAGCUUCUGGUAACCCACUUCUUCCAAUCUGUUUUGUCAGUAUUUAUACGUAGGAGGCUUAACAGAACUCAUAUGUAAGAAAAAGUCUUGUUUUCUGAGGCUUCUGGGGCUGUUUUCAAACUGUGUGUGCAAGUGUGAAAGGAUACUACAUACCUCUGCUAUGGCAUCUCUGACAUCCUCCAGCCGCAGAUCCUCCUCGUCCUACCGCUCAUCAGCACGUUACAGCACCUCCAGCUCCUAUCGGUCAGAGGGCUCACUGGGCGGAUCAUCUGAUUCUCUUGACCCCCUUUUUGAGCCGUUUCUUGACUCUGCUGAUCAUUCCAGUCUGUUUGGAGAAGAAGGACCUGGGGGACCCAGCUGCUCGGCCCCCUUCAGCAGGCAGAACAGAUCCUCCUAUGGACUCAAUGCUCCCGUGGGUGGCGCUGUGACAGGUCGUCAGAGCAGUGCAGGCGGCGGAGUGCAUUGUCUGGGAGACAGCUACUACGUGUCUGCUGACGUCAGCCAGUUUGAGCCACAUGACAUCGUGGUGAUGGCAUACAAACACCAUGUCGUCAUUCACGCCCAGAAGGUAUUGGAUGAUGGAAGCGUCAGUAACACAUUCACCCAUAAGUCCCUGUUCCCGGAGGAUAUGGACCCCCUGUCGGUCAGUGGGAACCUUAACCCCAAUGGCACCCUGGUGGUGAGCGUUCGCCGAACCACAACACUCAGUGGCCCGGAGCCCCUGGGUGUUCCCACCUACCGCUGUGAAGCUCAUCUUUGACUUGUAGCCUCUUGAUGCUUCUCCUGGAACCUCAGCUACCAUUUUUUUCAAAUUGUUACUUUAAUAUAGUGUUGUCAGUGAGGUACAUUCACCUGUCAAGUCAAUAUAUCUUAACAACUGCUGGCCACAUUGCAUUGAUGGUUAAUACUAUUAUUAAUGAUUUAUUAUUGAUAUCCAUGAUGGUGACCCCUUGACCGUUUUCCUUUUAUCAACAUUUCAGAAACGUUGUUUUUGUGUCAAUACUUUAUUGUGUCAAACUAAGUUGUAUGAAAAUUUUUCUUAGACAUGCCAUGAAUAUGUUUUGUU
Molecule: messenger RNA, 1109 nt
Organism: Xiphias gladius (swordfish)
Lineage: Eukaryota; Metazoa; Chordata; Actinopteri; Istiophoriformes; Xiphiidae
Product: heat shock protein beta-7-like
Exons: 3
Coding region: 204-803 (199 amino acids)
Source: RefSeq, a predicted model, not a curated record